Molecule: messenger RNA, 519 nt
Organism: Cryptosporidium ubiquitum
Lineage: Eukaryota; Apicomplexa; Conoidasida; Eucoccidiorida; Cryptosporidiidae
Product: 60s ribosomal protein L11
Exons: 1
Coding region: 1-519 (172 amino acids)
Biological process (GO): translation
Cellular component (GO): cytosolic large ribosomal subunit; ribosome
Molecular function (GO): structural constituent of ribosome; RNA binding
Source: RefSeq, a predicted model, not a curated record
AUGACAGCAGAGGCGAACCCUAUGAAGAAUAUCAAAAUAGAAAAGUUGGUUAUCAAUAUUAGUGUUGGUCAAUCAGGUGAUCGCCUCACCCGUGCAGCAAAGGUAUUGGAACAAUUAACGGACCAGAAACCCGUUUUUGGUCAGGCUCGCUUUACUAUUCGUUCCUUCUCUAUCCGUAGGGCUGAAAAGAUAUCGUGCUAUGUUACUGUUCGUGGUGAUAAAGCCGAAGAGAUUCUCGAGAAAGGUUUGAAAGUAAAGGAGUAUGAACUUCGUAGAAGAAAUUUCUCUGCAACUGGUAAUUUUGGUUUCGGAAUAGAUGAACAUAUUGAUUUAGGUAUCAAAUAUGACCCCAGCACCGGUAUCUAUGGUAUGGAUUUUUUUGUACAAUUGACUAGACCAGGUAACCGUGUUAGUCUAAGAAGGAAAUGUAGAUCUAAGGUUGGCAAGCACGGGAGAGUUACAAAGGAUGAAGCUAUGCAAUGGUUCCAAUCUAAAUAUGACGGUAUUAUCUUGAACUGA